AUGGCUCUUGCAGCAAUUCAAGCAUUAUAUGAUGAUGAUGAUGAUAAGGAUAAUGACAAUGACAAUGAGAAAACUGAAGAAGAAAUAGAGGAUCGAAUGGCUGUUAUUAAUGAUCCAACAUUUUCUGUUAUGUCUAAAAUUAAACUUAAUUUAACACCAGCUAUUGCUAUUCAGCCAGAAGAUACAAGUAGUUUUCUCGAUAUUAGAGCAAGAGAAGUUCAAUACAAUCCUAAAUAUGAAGAUAUGUAUGCACCAGUGUUUGGUCCAACAAAUCCUAAUUUAACACAACAACAAAAAAGUCAUAAAAAUUUAAUUAAUGGUCAUGCUGAAUCAACAAAUUUAAGUGAUUUUCAAUUUGAAAAUCAACGUCGAACAUUUGAUAGUUUUGGUUAUGCAGCUGAUCCUAGUGUUGGAGAACAUACUACUCUACAAAUAAUUGGUGAUCAAAUUAGUGCUGAACAAAAUCAAGGCAAAACUAUUUUUGAAACAAAUCGAAAAUAUUCAAAUGAAAAACGUAAAAUAGAAAAAAAUUAUGAUUCAAGUGAUGUUGAACAUUUUCAAGGUCCAUGGGCUCCAUUUGCCGAUGAAAUUACUAUAUCUCGUCCAACUGAAGAAGAUCAAAAGGAAAUUGAUGAAUUUUUAGCUAAAAGAAAGAAAAUAAAACGACGCAAUUUAGAAGAUCAACAUGCUCCAGCAUCUGCUCGUGAUCCCGAAUCGACAACAUUGCGUAAAGAACCUGAAGAUCCAUCAUCAACAACAUUACAUAUUAAAGAUCCAUAUGAUUAUCAAGGUCGAUCAUUUCUUCAUAUACCACAAGAUGUUGGUGUUAAUCUUCGUUCUGAACAUGGACCACAACGAUGUUUUAUUCCAAAACAAUGCAUACAUAUAUACAAAGGACAUACAAAAGCUGUACAAAAAAUUCAUUAUUUUCCUGUUUCUGCUCAUCUGUUUCUUACUUGUUCAAUGGAUUGCAAAGUCAAAUUAUGGGAAUUUUAUAAUGAACGUCGUUGUAUUCGAACUUAUGCUGGACAUAGUCAAGCUGUACGAGAUGUUAGUUUUAAUAAUGCUGGUACAGAAUUUUUGUCAGCAUCAUAUGAUAAAAGUGUUAAAUUAUGGGAUACAGAAACUGGUCAAGUAAAAAGUAAAUUUCCAAUGCGUAAAAUCCCUUAUUGUAUAUCAUUUAAUCCAAGUGAACAUAAACAACAUUUAUUUAUAUGUGGUAUGUCCGAUAAGAAAAUUCUUUGUUUUGAUAUACGAAGUGGUCAUGUUGUACAAGAAUAUGAUCGACAUUUGGGUGCUAUUAAUACAGUUACAUUUGUUGAUCGAAAUCGUCGAAUUGUUUCAACAUCAGAUGAUAAGAGUAUUCGUGUAUGGGAAUGGAAUAUUCCUGUCGAUUUUAAAUAUAUUGCUGAUCCAACAAUGCAUUCAAUGCCAGCCGUUGCUCAAUCACGGAAUGCAUUUCAAUCAAUGGAUAAUCAAAUUCGAAUCAUGGAACCAUUGGCCAAUUUUCGAUGGAAGAGCAAAAAAAUGUUCAAAGGUCAUAUGGUAUCUGGUUAUGCAUGUGGUUUGGAUUUUUCACCGGACAUGUCUUAUUUGAUCAGUGGUGAUGCAGAUGGACGUUUAAUUAUUUGGGAUUGGAAAACAACACGUAUCUUCGAAACAAUUAAAGCUCAUGAUGAUGUAUGCAUUGAUGCUAAAUGGCAUUGGCAUGAAAAAUCAAGAGUUCUUACAGCUGGAUGGGAUAAUGUCGUCAAAUUAUGGGAUUAA
Rotaria sp. Silwood2 is the source of this 1767-nucleotide messenger RNA. NCBI's taxonomy places the organism in Eukaryota, Metazoa, Rotifera, Eurotatoria, Philodinida, Philodinidae. The record is from the annotation of a GenBank genome assembly.